Alternaria postmessia is the source of this 1164-nucleotide messenger RNA. RefSeq lists its product as uncharacterized. The record is from RefSeq and is a predicted model, not a curated record. Bases 1 to 1164 code for a protein of 387 amino acids. The transcript is spliced from 2 exons. Lineage: Eukaryota; Fungi; Ascomycota; Dothideomycetes; Pleosporales; Pleosporaceae.
AUGGUUCGUCUUUUUGUGCCUCCGGGUGCAGGUCUCCAUCCAGCCAUACGCGAACAAGAAGAACCUUUUUGCGCAAACGAACUAACUGCAACUAUCUUGUUGCCGCCGAUAAUUGCUACUACUCUCCUUCUGGGUCGAACUAUUAUUAAAAGACCAUUGCUGAGUUUGCCGACAAAAUCUGCGUACUUCUUCACUAGAGCAGGUCUUGGUACAGUCAUUAGCGUACCUACGAUGGUUUACUUGACGCACCGUGAACGUCAGCUGGAUGAAAUGAUCCUUCGCUACGAAGGCAUUACCCCGCCAAAAUACCAGUUGUGGCAGAGCAGCCACGGCUUCACGGGCGAUGAUGCUAUGCUUGCCGGAGGAAUUGCAGGCCUACUCAUUUCCUUUAGGAUGAAGGGUUUGAAUAGUAUUUCAGUUGGAAAACGUCUGCUUGGAAGGCUCGGAGCCGUCUCUACAGGAACGUGGGCCGGGUUAUUGGCUUUUCCAUUCCUGGGACUGAAUAUGGAUCAACACAUGCCAUCCAUACAAAGGUCUCGUUACGAGGAGGCUGUGGCUUUGCGUAGACUUAACGACGACCCGAAGUUCAACAAGUCUUUAGUCCAUGUUCCCAUGCUUGCAGAGCGACACUGGAAGCGAACGGUUAUGGCUGAACAGGAAGCAAUGUCAUUCGCCUCCUUGACAAAGGAGGAGAAGGCUGUGUUGCGCCCCCACAUGGCGUUCAGUUGGCUGGAUACUGCCAGUCACAAGUUUGUGACUACUAUGAUAAAGAAUGGCCAUCGCGUGGAAUGGAGAUUUCCAAGGGAUGCAUCACCAGCGCAGAAGAGAGACUAUAUCCUCAGAGAAGUCGAAUGCGUCGCAGCAAUGUUCAGGCCAUUUUCGCUCGAUCACAGUGAGGAAUAUAUCAUUCUAAACCACAUAUUGUUCGAUUUGAUAUCUGGACUACCUGAAACAGAAGAUGGGGAGCAUCAGAAGCAGUUUUAUAUGCACGAUUGGCUGAGCUUAGUCGAUGUGGCAAGGGGAGAGACUCACGUUCCAGUAGAGACUGUGGAACAACUGCACAAUUACAAGAACGGGCUUCUAGAGCAGGAAAAAUUCAAACAUGCUGCAGCAGCAGAAGCACUUAUACGGGACUUUGAAGAGCGUGCAUUGCGGAACAAGUAA